Myotis myotis is the source of this 1998-nucleotide messenger RNA. It is a transcript of the gene RNF223, whose product is annotated as ring finger protein 223. Gene Ontology annotation, molecular function: ubiquitin protein ligase activity. Gene Ontology annotation, biological process: protein ubiquitination. Bases 537 to 1553 code for a protein of 338 amino acids. The transcript is spliced from 2 exons. Lineage: Eukaryota; Metazoa; Chordata; Mammalia; Chiroptera; Vespertilionidae. The record is from RefSeq and is a predicted model, not a curated record.
GGAGGGGACAUCAGUGAGAUCACAGGGUGUGAGGACCUGGGCUGAGGUGCAGAGUGGGGGGCUGGGAGGCCCCAGGAGCUCAGCGGCUGCUCCAGGCGCCACCCCAGACCUGCCCAGGCUGUGGAGGCCUCACUGACCUCCGCUCCACCCCACCCUCUGCUCCCAGCUUGCCAGGGAGAGGACGGGAGGCCAGCCAAUCCUGAGGCCGAGGCCACGCCCCCGGCCAGCAUGACCUGAGUCCAUAAAUACACCUGCCGGGACCCAGCCAGAGGACUCACACCUGUCUCAGCACGCACACCUGGGAGACACGCAACCCCUGCCCUCCACCUGCCAGGAACACGCAGAGGCGCACCUGCCAGCCAGGGCCACCGAGACAGCUGGCGACCAGCCCAGGAGGCACACCUGCCCGUGGAGCACAGGCUGGCCUGGCCCGGAGGAGAGCAGUGGUGGAGAGCGAGGAGUCUCGGAGCCUGGCCCCGGCCGGCCAGGAGCACCAUGCCCCGGCCCCGCUGACCCCCGGCCGCCAGCCCAGAGCCAUGUCAUCACGCCAGCAGGUGUGGCACACGGCCAUGCCGCCCCCCAGCCUGAGCAGCCCCACGGCCCCCGUUCCCAGAUCCCCCAGCUCGGUCAGCGGCCUCAGGUCCCCCGGCUCGGUCAGCGACCCCAGAUCCCCCAGCUCGGUCAGCGGCCUCAGGUCCCCCGGCUCGGUCAGCAACCCCAGAUCCCCCAGCUCGGUCAGCGACCCCAGGUCCCCCGGCUCGGUCAGCGACCCCAGGUCCCUCGGCUCAGUCAGCGACCCCAGGUCCCCCGGCUCGGUCAGCAACCCCAGGUCCCCCGGCUCAGUCAGCAACCCCAGGUCCCCCGGCUCGGUCAGCGGCCUCAGGUCCCCUGGGACCCCCGGCUCGGAGAAGGUGGCCUCCCCGCUGGAGUGCUCCAUCUGCUUCUCGGGCUACGACAACAUCUUCAAGACGCCCAAGGAGCUGUCCUGCACCCAUGUCUUCUGCUUGGAGUGCCUGGCACGGCUGGCGGCUGCCCAGCCAGCUGGCCGGCCCGGCAGUGAGGCUGUGCCCUGCCCGUUCUGCCGGCAGCCCACCACCGUGCCCGCCGACGGGGCCCCCGCACUGCGCACCAGCCGCCAGCUGCAGGCCAAGAUGCCGGCGCACCUGCGGCGGGAGGAGCCCGUGUGGCUGGAGGGCACCAAGCUGUGCUGCUGCCUCCCACCCUCUGCGCCUGGCCUGGCGACGCCCGGCUUUGUGUGCGUGGACGUGGGCCUGAGCAAGCCCGCUGAGCCCGCGGUGCCCAUCCCCAGCCCCAGCCCCACCGGCCGCCGCCGGGGCCGCCUCGCCCGCUGCUGGGCCCGCUGCGGGGACUGGAAGCGCCUGGCGCUCAUCACGGCCCUGCUGCUGGCGCUCUUCUGCGUGGUGCUCUGGCCUGUGCAGUGCGCGCUCAGGACCGGGAGUCUGCACUGCCUGACCCGGCCGCCCACCAGUGCCGCACCAGCCACCGUCACCUACCCAGCCACCUUCCCUCUCGGGCCCCUGGCCGAUGACUAGGUUGUCCACGCUCCAUGCUGGGUCCCCGCCCACAGCGGGAGUUGGGGUGCAGUGGCUGUUGGGAAUCUGUCCCAGGACCCCACAAGAGCCCCAGCAUCUCUGAGGACCCCACUUGGCUCACCUGACCUCACUCUGGGGCUGGGUCCUGAUGGCUCCCCGAAGCCUCCACGAAUAAUAGGCUCCUAUGAGCCCCAGAGAACACCCCUAACUCCCAGGAUGCAGUUGUGGAGACCGAGGCCCAGGCAGACCGCCUGGCAGGGCCCCCCUGUAUGCACUGUGAAUCGCCCACAGGGGCAGCCCCUUGCUGAGCAGGGAGGGGUGCCCCGCCCUUACGUUCACAUUUCACACCCACCCGGCUCCUUCCCCGGGCAGGGCCGGCCCCUCCCGUGGGGUCCAUCCGACCUUCCUGAACUGAACGUUUUUAAAUAAAUUAUUUUGUAUCCAC